UCACGAACACCCACCAGUCUUUGGCUUCUGGUGUUCAAGCUCCCUUGGGAUCACGGCCUGAGAAACGGCUGCCAACCCAAAAAUGGACGCUUUGUGUUUUUGCUGUCCUCAAAGGCAACUUAUCUAGCUGGCUUUAUUUUGACAUGGGUCUUAUUUCGGAGUCCACGCAGCAUUAAUCUGGUGUCUCAGGACUCUCCGCUUGUCGCCAGCAGGCUUUCUUUUCUUGGUAGCGCGGACAACACAGAAUGCAUUUCUUUUCUUCUUUUUUUUUAAGAAUGAUGGAAAUCUUAUCGAGUGAAUAAUAGCUGGAUUCAACAUGCAGCCAGCAGAGAGUCUGAAGUAGUAGAAUUAUGGAUUCCUAUCUUCCUAGUCAGUGUGUAAUUACUGAAAUCUGGCAGCCGGCAGGAUCUACGUGACGGAGCCAGCUGCUUGCUGCAGCCCCCCCACAAAUCUGUGAAUUGGAUCUUUCACUUACUGGAAACCUACCAGGAGAAUGCUUGGCUCCAAGAAAUCUUUUGCUCCUUUGUUCAUCAGAAAGCCAUUAGAAAGCUUCCUCAAUGUAGCUCUCAAUCAACCGCAGAAAUGGUCAAUAGUUGCUUAGCAUUUUCUCAACAGGACCUCGAUCAUCAUUGUGAUAGUCUUGGGGCAGGCGCUUCCCAGGGAACGGCGCUGGCGGAGGGAAGAGGGCAGUGUGUUGGAACAGGAGUUGCUGAGAUGGCUCGUCAAUCCUCUCUCGCUCCGCUUCCCCCGGCCCUGGUCCUCCUCGAAGGCCGUGAGACGCAAAUACAAACGAGACAACGGGCCAAACACAGUGUUUCAGACCCAAAAUGCACGGAAAAGAGAGAGGUGAGUUUGGAGCGAGACGCCAGACUGGCAUCUGCUUUGCUGGUCCUGGAUCUGGAGUGGGGAGCCAGAGGGAUGUCAUGGCGCCCACAGUAUCGCAGCUCAAAGUUUCGAAAUGUCUAUGGGAAAGUGGCGAACCGAGAGCACUGCUUUGAUGGGAUCCCGAUUACCAAGAACGUUCACGACAACCAUUUCUGUGCGGUCAAUGCCAAGUUCCUCGCCAUUGUGACAGAGAGCGCUGGCGGAGGGUCGUUUCUUGUCAUUCCUCUGGAACAAACCGGCCGGAUCGAGCCGAACCACCCCAAGGUUUGCGGCCACCAGGGCAACGUGCUCGACAUCAAGUGGAGCCCGUUCAUUGAGAACAUCAUCGCCUCUUGCUCAGAGGACACUUCGGUGCGAAUAUGGGAAAUUCCAGAUGGAGGCUUAAAGCGCAACUUGACAGACGCCGUCCUCGAGCUGUACGGGCACAGCCGGCGGGUCGGGCUCGUUGAAUGGCACCCGACCGCCAACAACAUCCUGUUCAGCGCGGGCUACGACUACAAGGUUCUCAUCUGGAACCUGGACAUCGGGGAGCCGGUCAAGAUGAUCGACUGCCACACGGACGUCAUACUCUGCAUGUCCUUCAACACCGACGGCAGCCUGCUCUCUACCACUUGCAAAGACAAGAAGCUGCGAGUCAUCGAGCCGCGCUCGGGCCGAGUGCUUCAGGUGAAGAGCUGGGUGCAGAAGAGUUGCCAAGGAUCUGUCUCAAGGAAGUCCCAGGAAGCCAGCUGCAAGAACCACCGCGUGAACCGGGUGGUCUUCCUCGGGAACAUGAAGCGGCUGCUCACGACCGGCGUGUCGCGGUGGAACACGAGGCAGAUCGCGCUCUGGGACCAGGAAGACCUGUCCAUGCCCCUGAUAGAGGAGGAGAUCGACGGGCUCUCAGGGCUCCUGUUCCCUUUCUACGAUGCUGACACGCACAUGCUGUACUUGGCUGGAAAGGGAGAUGGGAACAUCCGAUACUACGAAAUCAGCUCGGAGAAGCCCUACCUGAAUUAUCUCAUGGAGUUUCGCUCUCCCGCCCCACAGAAAGGACUGGGUGUGAUGCCAAAGCACGGGCUGGACGUGUCCGCGUGCGAGGUGUUCAGGUUCUACAAGCUCGUUACCUUGAAGGGUCUGAUUGAGCCAAUCUCAAUGAUCGUGCCAAGAAGGUCUGAAACGUACCAAGAGGACAUUUACCCGAUGACUCCGGGUACGGAGCCGGCCCUUACGCCGGAUGAAUGGCUGAGUGGAAUGAACAGAGAUCCCAUACUGAUGUCUUUGAAAGAGGGCUAUAAAAAGACGUCCAAAAUGGUCUUUAAGGCCCCGAUAAGAGAGAAGAAGAGCGUCGUCGUUAAUGGGAUAGACUUGCUAGAAAAUGUGCCGCCUAGGACCGAGAACGAGCUCCUCCGAAUGUUUUUCCGACAACAAGACGAGAUCCGACGGCUGAAGGAAGAUCUCUCCCAGAAGGAUAUAAGGAUUCGACAGCUACAGCUGGAGCUGAAAAAUCUACGCAACAGCCCGAAGAAUAAUUAACUUCAAGGGACGUUUUAUAAAUAAACUCGUUUUGUUUAUACUCGCUCUUUAAUUUCCCUGUAUCCACUUACACAGAAUAUGAGCCAGAAGUCAAGUGAGCUGCCAAGAGUCCACACGCUAACUGGAAAUAUGUCCUUGUAGUCUUAUCUAGCACUAAAAUGGCCUGUGCAUUAUAACUGAAAGCUACUGCAUGAAAGGAAGCUGGAUAUGUAUUUAUAUCCCAGGGUUUUUUCUUGGAGUAAGUAGAGGAGCAAUUUAUUCUCUAUAUCGAAAGACUCUGGAACUAACUGGUGGGGCACAACAGAAAUGACACUUGAACUGUAGAGCAAAUGAGAGGUAAAAAGCAGUGUGCCCUUAAGAAAGCAAAGUGGUUAAUUGCUGUUGACGGUUUCCUAUGCAAAAUGUGACCGAGAAUGCAGACGGGCGUCGAGACUGGAAUUAUUCACUGCACUAGCACGUAUGUAAAGGGCUUCAUUCACAAAAGGUCUCCCAACCUCCUCCUGUCCUGGCCUUUCUUUAAAGGAGGUUCGGCCAAAAAAAAAAAAAAUGAACCCCUCCCUUUUGCCAGGGGCGUCAUGUUGCCAAAAGGCCAGGGAGAAGGGGGUAACAGUUCAAAUCGGUGUUUUCCGCAUGAAACUGGGACCCACUAAUCGAAUCUCCAGGUUUCACGAUCGGUUGCUGCAAGAGCGUCAUUUAGCAGUCCCUUAGGCUUACCCACCUGGACCUGUAACAGCUCCUUGGGGGGGGCAUGGAGUGCGUGCAUACAUGCGUGUGCAUGCAUGUGUGUGUGGGUGCACACAUGUGUUCACAGCCACUAUGCAAUAUAUACAUUUUAAACUACCCUGGGUUUUCUACAGGCAUUGGGACUGUCAGUCUAUUCUCACGAGGAGCUUAGCUGCCCAUUUCCUCCUGGAUAUACAGCGGUGACGACUGCCAUCGUUGUAUAUGCAUGGGAAAGCAGAAAAGGAGCGUGCUGCUGCUCCCUUCCCCACGUCAAAUCUUCCCUCUUUAGGGGCGACCUCUUGUAGAAAAGAAGAUGAGCUCUGGCUUGUUAAUGAAAAUCUCCACAUUGGUGGGAAUUGCUCCCGUGAAACUCUGUCCGAGAGGCAUUUUGUGACUAUGGGAUUGUAAAUCUGGGAAGUCUGGAUGUGUAAAUCUGUACGUCCUCCUGCAUAUCUGUUCCAAGUGAAGCAAUUGCAGAGCGUUCAAGCUGCACUAUACACACACACACAUAUGCAUAUGUAUCUACAUAUACGUAUAUGCAUAUCUAAUGUAUACAUAUACAAUCAUGGUUUUGUGAAUUAGACCCACGAUACAGGGACAAACACCAAAUACGGCUAGUUUGCCUAGGUAUGUUUUCACUUAAACGAAGUAGGGCGUUAACUGCUCAGCACUAUCAGUGCAACAGUUUUCUCCCCUACCCCCACGUUAAUUUACACAGCGCUCUGCACCUAAUGCUUUCCCUCCCUUCCGUUAAAUGUGCUGUCAUUUGCUAUUAUUUAUGCUACCACAAAAUAGUGAUGAAAUAAAAUGUUUUCAAGAUACCAGAUCUUGCAAGUGA
Gavialis gangeticus (Gharial) is the source of this 3961-nucleotide messenger RNA. It is a transcript of the gene CORO2B, whose product is annotated as coronin 2B. The coding region runs from base 583 to 2400 and encodes 605 amino acids. The transcript has 12 exons. Gene Ontology annotation, molecular function: actin filament binding. NCBI's taxonomy places the organism in Eukaryota, Metazoa, Chordata, Crocodylia, Gavialidae. Gene Ontology annotation, biological process: actin filament organization. The record is from RefSeq and is a predicted model, not a curated record.